AUUAAACCCCAGGCGGCAAGGCGCACUACGCUCUCUCCCUCUCUCUCUCUCUCUCUCUAGGGUUUCCGCCGCCGGGGAUGAGCGCCUCCAGGCCGGACCACCGGCGCCACCACCCGCCGUUCCUGCGCGACCUCUCGUCCCCCAUAUCCUCGUCGCUGCGGUUGCCCCCGGCCUCGCUCCGGCGCGAGACACAGGCCUCCACCCCGCCGCCGCCUCCGCCGCUGCGCUCCCUCGAUGACCUCUCCCACCUUUCCCCUUCCCCGCAGCCGGCCACGCCUCCUCAGGCGACGAUGAGCCCCUCGCCUCCGCCUCCACGUGGCGCUGGCCUCUUCGCAUCCCCGCUGCGGUCCCAUGGCUCGCCCGCCCCCUCGGCUUGGUGGCCCCCUUCGGGGGAGGAGAAGCCCAGGGAGGGAUCGCCGAUGGAUGGCGUUGUUCAGAACCAGCAGCAGUCCCCAACGACGCCGUCGGGGCAGCAGUCCCAGCAGCAGCAGAAGGUUGUGCUGAUCACACUGCCUCCGCCCCGGGAGGUAGCGCGGCCAGAGAUGCCCAGGGAUUCGGCGCCUGCUGCUGGCCAGGUUGACGAGGAGUGGAUCACCGUUUUUGGAUUUUUCCCUGGUGAUACUAACUUGGUGCUGCGAGAAUUUGAGAAAUGUGGGGUAGUCCUGAGACACGUGCCUGGCCCAAGGGAUGCGAACUGGAUGCAUAUCUUGUAUCAGAGUCGGCAUGAUGCACAGAAAGCACUCGCGAAACAUGGGCAGCAGUUAAACAGUGUUCUUAUUAUUGGGGUGAAGCCAGUGGUUGCGUGGCAGCGACAGUACCUGAAUGAGAACACCAACGUGAACUAUCAGGGCAGCGCAACAGUCACAUUUCCAUCACAGCCUGUAGCACCAAGCACCUUUGCGACCAGAAGCUCACUAGCACCAUUGCCUAGCAACUCAAUGCCAAAUGGCAGCUGCAAUGAGAGCAGUAGUGGUGCUUCUGGAGCCAUUGCUUCGCCUUCAAAGUCUGUCUUGUCCAAAGUCAUGGACUUGAUGUUUGGCCUUUAAGUUCCACUCUUAAACUCCUGGUGGCUACCUUUUUUUUUGUUUAGGCAAUUCUAGGCCAAAAUGAGGAUCACUCGUCAAUGUUACGCCAAUAUUUUUUAGUCACCAUGGCUCGCAUUGGGUAUCAAUGCACAGGUAGUGUAUCGUAUGCCACCCGACCAUUGUGUAAACUGUAAUAGGACUCGUGGUUGCAAAUGUUGCUGGAAUCGACUCAUUGGUGGCAAAUGUUCUGGUCUUCUGGAGCCAAUCUUUUCUGUGCCUCUGUGGAUCUUUUCAUCUGAGAAAAAAGGUCUUGAAGUGAUGUGAUGUUGCAUAGUCUAUUUAAUCUAACAUGCUAGCUGAGUUGCAAAAGUCAAAACGUGCAGUGCAAGCCUGUUAUAAAGGAUUUGAGCUACGGGAUGGUAUCCUGCCUCAUAAAAGUCAAACUGGGAAUGGGAUAUGAAUUGUUCCCCUCCAGGAAACAACGAAUCUGGGUCCUCUUUGUUCCGCUGUUCUCUGUAUCUCGCUCGAACUAAAAGAAAAGAGGGUCUUACCUCUUGUUUUUUGUCAGGUCGGUGUAGACUUGUCACAGACAUGUUAAAGAAAAUAUGAAAUUAUGAUGAUUGAAAUAAAGUGGUCAACGCUUUGAUGGUGA
Molecule: messenger RNA, 1677 nt
Organism: Panicum virgatum (switchgrass)
Lineage: Eukaryota; Viridiplantae; Streptophyta; Magnoliopsida; Poales; Poaceae
Product: nuclear pore complex protein NUP35-like
Exons: 4
Coding region: 78-1046 (322 amino acids)
Biological process (GO): NLS-bearing protein import into nucleus; regulation of DNA-templated transcription; nuclear pore organization
Cellular component (GO): nuclear pore central transport channel; nuclear pore nuclear basket; nuclear membrane
Molecular function (GO): structural constituent of nuclear pore; single-stranded DNA binding; phospholipid binding
Source: RefSeq, a predicted model, not a curated record